AUGGAUUUGUACCUGGUUGGGAUUGUCCUAUCUUUUUUCCUGAACUCAACUGGAGCGCUUGCCGGCUACCCUAUCUGGUGGUCGCUGGCGAUGGGGCACCAGUACUCCUCCCUGGGAACUCAACCCAUCUUGUGUGGCAGUAUCCCAGGGCUGGUCCCCAAGCAACUGCGCUUUUGCCGAAACUAUAUCGAAAUCAUGCCAAGCGUGGCCGAGGGCGUCAAGAUUGGCAUCCAAGAGUGUCAGCACCAGUUCCGGGGGAGGAGGUGGAAUUGUACCACAGUCAACGAUAACCUGGCCAUCUUUGGGCCAGUCCUGGAUAAAGCCACCAGGGAGUCUGCCUUUGUACAUGCCAUUGCCUCAGCCGGCGUGGCCUUCGCUGUGACCCGCUCCUGUGCCGAGGGCUCCAACACCAUCUGCGGCUGCGACUCGCACCACAAGGGGCCGCCGGGUGAUGGCUGGAAAUGGGGCGGCUGCAGCGAGGACACAGAGUUCGGAGUCUUGGUGUCCAGAGAGUUUGCAGAUGCCAGGGAGAACCGGCCAGAUGCCAGGUCUGCCAUGAACAGGCACAACAACGAGGCUGGGAGAACGUCUAUCCUGGACCACAUGCACUUGAAGUGCAAGUGUCACGGUCUGUCAGGCAGCUGUGAGGUGAAGACCUGCUGGUGGGCUCAGCCGGAUUUCCGAGUUAUCGGAGACUAUCUGAAAGACAAGUACGACAGCGCAUCCGAGAUGAUUGUGGAGAAACACCGAGAGUCCCGCGGUUGGGUGGAGACGCUGCGGGCCAAGUACGAGCUCUUCAAGCCACCCACCGAGCGGGACCUGGUUUACUACGAGAACUCGCCCAAUUUUUGCGACCCCAACCCCGAGACGGGCUCCUUCGGGACCAGGGACAGGGUGUGCAACGUGACGUCACACGGCAUCGACGGCUGCGACCUGCUGUGCUGCGGGCGAGGACACAACACCCGGACGGAGAAACGCAAGGAGAAGUGUCACUGCAUCUUCCAUUGGUGCUGCUACGUCAGCUGCCAAGAGUGUGUCCGAGUGUACGACGUGCACACGUGCAAAUAAGCAGGAUGGGGAACUGGAAUGGCGCGUGGCGCAUGGCAUU
Messenger RNA from Callorhinchus milii (elephant shark), 1108 nucleotides. RefSeq names its product proto-oncogene Wnt-3. The record is from RefSeq and is a predicted model, not a curated record. Gene Ontology annotation, cellular component: extracellular region. NCBI's taxonomy places the organism in Eukaryota, Metazoa, Chordata, Chondrichthyes, Chimaeriformes, Callorhinchidae. The transcript has 4 exons. Gene Ontology annotation, biological process: multicellular organism development; canonical Wnt signaling pathway; cell fate commitment. Gene Ontology annotation, molecular function: frizzled binding; cytokine activity. The coding region runs from base 1 to 1068 and encodes 355 amino acids.